Cucurbita pepo subsp. pepo (vegetable marrow) is the source of this 408-nucleotide messenger RNA. RefSeq lists its product as uncharacterized. The record is from RefSeq and is a predicted model, not a curated record. Lineage: Eukaryota; Viridiplantae; Streptophyta; Magnoliopsida; Cucurbitales; Cucurbitaceae.
AUGGGGAAAUCGGAAUCGGCGAAAGAUUGCAAGAGGCACCCAAAUCACAGACUCCUGCCCGGAAUUUGCCCUUCUUGUCUCCGAGAAAGUCUUCAACGCUUCAAUAACCAAUCUUCAAUCUAUUCCGAUUCUGUUUCCACCUUCUCUUCUUCUUCCUCUUCCUUUCCUCACUCCUCCGAGUUUUUCUUCUCCGGCGACUCUCCACGGCGGACACGCCACCAUCACAAGAGGAACGCCUCCGAGAUGGUCAUGAGGUCGAGGGCGGCGGAUUUGUUUGGGGAUAAGGUGAAGAUGGGCGGCGAGGGAGGGAAAAAGAAAGGUGGGUUUUGGUCGAGAUUGAUGGGUGGGCGGAAGGCGUUUCAUUUCCAUUCCCAACCCAAAGUUUGUUGUAGGGAAAUUAUGGGUUAG